This is a messenger RNA of Chrysochloris asiatica (Cape golden mole), 919 nucleotides long. RefSeq names its product hydroxysteroid (17-beta) dehydrogenase 10 (gene HSD17B10). Gene Ontology annotation, molecular function: estradiol 17-beta-dehydrogenase [NAD(P)+] activity. The transcript has 6 exons. Gene Ontology annotation, biological process: fatty acid metabolic process; androgen metabolic process; estrogen metabolic process. Lineage: Eukaryota; Metazoa; Chordata; Mammalia; Afrosoricida; Chrysochloridae. Gene Ontology annotation, cellular component: mitochondrion. The coding region runs from base 1 to 786 and encodes 261 amino acids. The record is from RefSeq and is a predicted model, not a curated record.
AUGGCUGCUGUGUGUCGGAGUGUGAAGGGCCUGGUUGCGGUGAUAACCGGCGGAGCCUCGGGUCUAGGCCUAGCCACAGCGAAGCGACUGGUGGAGCAGGGGGCCUCUGCUGUGCUUUUGGACCUUCCAAACUCGGAUGGGGAGGCCCAGGCCAAGAAAUUAGGAAAGAGCUGCGCCUUCGCCCCUGUAGAUGUGACCUCAGAGAAGGACGUGCAAGCAGCCCUGACUAUAACCAAAGAAAAGUUUGGCCGAGUGGAUGUCGCAGUCAACUGUGCUGGCAUUGCAGUGGCCAUCAAAACCUACAACUUAAAGAGGAGCCAGGCCCAUAACUUGGAGGACUUCCAGCGAGUUCUUAAUGUAAAUCUCAUAGGUACCUUCAAUGUGAUCCGCCUUGUAGCUGGAGAGAUGGGCCAGAAUGAACCAGAUCAGGGAGGCCAACGAGGAGUCAUCAUCAACACUGCCAGUGUGGCUGCCUUUGAGGGCCAGGUUGGACAGGCUGCAUACUCUGCUUCCAAAGGGGGCAUAGUAGGCAUGACACUGCCCAUUGCCCGGGAUCUGGCUCCCAUAGGCAUCCGGGUAAUGACCAUUGCUCCAGGCCUGUUUGGCACUCCACUGCUGACCAGCCUCCCAGACAAGGUGCGCAACUUCUUGGCCAGCCAGGUGCCUUUCCCCAGCCGACUGGGUGACCCUGCUGAGUAUGCUCAUCUGGUACAGGCCAUAAUUGAGAACUCAUUCCUCAAUGGAGAGGUCAUCCGGCUAGAUGGUGCAAUCCGCAUGCAACCUUGAAAGGAGAUGGCAGAGAGAAUGCAUCCCCCUCUGCCAUUCUUUUAAGGUACUAGACUCCAGCUUGAAAGGAAUCCUAGUAACCACUUUACCCACCAGUCACCCUCUGUGCCUAAUAAAGUCUGUAUUUCUCACA